AUGUGCAAGAUCAUCAAGUAUCGCUACACCAAGUGCUGGAGGCCCGUGGAUGCGGGCGAGAACUAUGACGAGCGUGAUCCGAGGAAUCUUUGUGAUGGAGGUGUUGAAAACCUAAAAUUGCCUUGCGUCAUCGAGGUUUGCGACAAGCACAAAGAUGGUGUUCCCCGAUACGAUUUCGGCUGCGAACACUUUGAAAAGGAAGGCCCAAGUUGCGAACCUUCAGUGGAGUUCUGUUAUCUCCCAACCUACUGCGCCGCUCAUCGUGAGAAUAUGGCCCAGGAGAAUCGACCGAUUCCAGCCGACGACCCAGGCAUCCACUGUGAUCCCAAACUGCCACAAGACGACUUGACCUGGCAUAUCCCCAGAGUGCUGUGGAGGGAUCCUGGUUUCCGCAUGGUUGACUGGAAUCCAGAGCCAACAAAAGGGCCUCUUGACCGGCCCAACUACAGCCCAAAAACAGGGCCAAUUUUCAAUCCCGCAGACGCUGGAGUUAUCAAUGCCUUUUAUGAUCCUGAACACCGGAUAUCUGCCGAUGGUCGCCCCGUAGAUUUGCUGGCGAAUCAUUACGACGAACUAGACGUCAACGACAGGCCCGCCUGCCCGAGACUCAGAGGGCUGGCUAUGCCGCUGCCUAGGUCACAGCCUCCUCAAGAUGCCCAUACUCCUGGUCGCCAAACAAGCCAACCCGAGUUUCAGUUCACUAACCUUCAAGUACGAUUACAGUCCAAGGACUCCCCAGGACGACCACGUCGCAAUAACCCUCUGGGAGCGCUGCGGGCCUCUGACUCAACCAUGGGAGGUGCAAAACCGGCAGCCUUCGCGCCACUUAACCCAUUCGGAACUUGGCGAGAGCAAUCGCAGUCCAGAUUAGCAUCCGACAGUUCGUCGUCGUCAAGCGGCUCUUCUCCGUCAUUAACAUCUUCGAGUCGACCAAGCCAGGUAGGGUUAUACUUGGAUCAUUUUGAAAAGCGCAACAGAGCCCACCAACCGGGAUCUACUUCGCCAAUCGAGCCCUCUCCAUGUUCCACGGCCACCGCGCACUCCAGGGCGAAGUCGCCGGUGCCGAGUCCGUUUUCAACAGACGGAGAAGAUGUCCCAUCGUCUGAAAUACUGUCUGGGACUCCGGUAACCUCAACACAGCUCUUCUCGGAAGUGGCAUCUACAUCACCGGUCUGGCCAGCCUUCCCCACAAGAACACAAACACCGGUGCAACCAGGAGGCUCAUGGAGCCCAUGGCUGGAGAACUCAGUCCCGUCGGAAGGACCUCCAUCUUUUGCAAGAUGUAGUCAGCUGCGGAUGCUGAUACUUGAACGGAUGCCUCGCCUCGACAUGGAGAUCCCAGAACGGCGUUUCUGUCGUUUUGGUGAUCGCCAGCAAGGAGGGCUUGAGUGGGUGACUUUCGGUAUUUCGCCAGAUGAGAGGGAAUUAGAAUGGGAUACGCUGAUCAAUGCGUACCGGAAUGGAGAGCGCGAUUUCAGCAGAUUCAACUACCCUCGCCCGGUGCCUGAUGUACCGUUGUCGCCAAUCCAAACUUUGGCGUGGAACUUGCCCAGUCUACAACCCUCGACUUCGCUUAAUCCAGGUCCAGCUGGAGGGUUUCCCAGCCGGCAGUCUGAAUCACUGACAUUUAUCCAAUCCCUACCUGGAGGAGACAAGAACGAAUCAGGACCGGCAGUAUCACAGUCAAGGUCACCCGUCCAAGAUGCAAGGCCGCAAAAGCGAGAAAGUCCUAAUGAUGAAGACGAAGAAGAACAAAGAACUGCCAAAAGACGCAAGCUCAAUACAGGAGGAGCGGCCGCGCCCGUUGGAAGUACACAUCACAUGAGACUGAGAAGCAGAGGCGCCGGCCCUGCGAGGGUUGACCACGCUAUGAACCUCAGGCCCCCGGGACCCAAGGCUGCUCCUGCUCCUACUCAGCCGGUCCAACGGAGAGCCAGCACCGCCACCAGAGCCGUGACUCGAGGCAAAGGCCCUUCCAAGACCAAAGGCAAAUCUAAAUCUCCUGCAAAGGUCAAGCCUCGGAGUGGAAACGGCGUCCCACGGAAGACGCAGAGCCGAGGACGUGCAGCUCUGCCACAAUCUCAAAGACAAGUGGCAACAAGUCAAGCAGGGAGAUCCAGACAGUCUGCAAACUCUUCAACAUCAAGGCGCGGAGCUAUGACCCGCUCACGGCGAGCAGCGACAGGCUCACAGCCCAAUAAAGGGUUGGAUUAG
Messenger RNA from Cladophialophora bantiana CBS 173.52, 2214 nucleotides. RefSeq lists its product as uncharacterized. The transcript has a single exon. The coding region runs from base 1 to 2214 and encodes 737 amino acids. Lineage: Eukaryota; Fungi; Ascomycota; Eurotiomycetes; Chaetothyriales; Herpotrichiellaceae. The record is from RefSeq and is a predicted model, not a curated record.